CAGGAGGGCGUAGGACCCGCAGCUCCUUCCAUUUUUAGAGAAGCUACCGUGCGGUGGCGGGAAAGAUUCCUCUUCCCUGGGGGACAGUGGGUGAUGCUGAGGGUGUCAAUGCUCUGACGACUGGACACCAGCCCCCAAGUUUUCACCUGGAAGGAGAUCAAUGGAUAUCAUAAGGGGAAACUUAGAUAGAAUUUCAAAACCAGCCUCAAAUUCAAGAACACGUCCUGGGAGCAGAGGUUCAAAUGCUUCUUUGGAGGUGCUUUCACCAGAACCAGCGUCCUUCAAGGUUGAUACUGCAAUCAAUUUGAACUCCGGUAAAGAGGGCCACUCAGAAAACAGCAAUACAGAGGAAAGUAGAAACAGUAAUGAUGACAAUGGGGAAGACUACUCUGAGAAGAUAAAAUUGGCUGAAGAUGGGUCAGAUGAAGAUCUGAAUUUAGUUCAACAUCAGAUGAUCCCUAGAUGUUCAGAUGAAUCUGAAUUAAAAGAAGUAGAUUCUCAACUCCAUGAUGCUAUUCAGAAGAUGAAGAAGCUUGAUAAGAUAUUGGUGAAGAGACAACAUAAAGAAAAAGAAAUUAAGAAGCAAGGCCUAGAAAUGAGAAUAAAGCUGUGGGAAGAACUUAAGUCUGCAAAACGUAGUGAAACUUUACAAAGUAAUGAGGAGAUGGAAAAUACAAAAAAGUUUCUGGCAUUGACUGCUGCAUCAGAAGAAACUGUUGUAGAUCCUUCUUGCUGUGAGCAUGAAGAUACAUUUUUCUCGGUGUUUCACACUCAAGUCCCUCCAGAAGACUAUGAAAACUACAUACAGAAUGUCAAUCAAGAUUUUACCUAUGAUGUGGAAAGAAAUGAGUCAUUGAUCAAAGCAGAAAGGAAACCUUUCUCAAAUACAGAAAAUACUGAGCUCAGGGGUAAACACAGCCAGGAUUUUAUUAAGCGGAACAUUGAGUUGGCCAAGAAUUCAGGACAGCCAGUGGUUAUGAUUGAUAGAGAGAAGAAAAGGCUGGUUGAACUUUUGAAGGACUUAGAUGAUAGCGAUUCUGGACUCUCCAGUUCUGAGGGAGAUCAGUCCAGCUGGCUGGUCCCAGGAGAAGGAUACUCGCUUGCUGUCACCCAGCACCAGCAGCUUGCUGAGAUUGAUACCAAACUCCAAGAACUCUCUGCAGCCUGCCCAACAGUUUGGAGCUUUUCUUCAAGACCUGAGCCGCAGUAUGACGAGGAACCUGGCCUUGAUGGUGGUGGAAGAAAUAUGGAAAUAACUCCAGGAGAAAAGGUACUUCGGAACAACAAAGAACAACGGGAUCAGCAGAAUCGGUUGAGAGAGAUAGAUGAAAAGCUAAAAAAGAUGAAGGAAAACGUGGUAAAUCUUUUUUUUAAAAUUUAAAGCAGACAAUGAUCAUAUUAAAAAUGUUCCAGCUUCC
Molecule: messenger RNA, 1418 nt
Organism: Phacochoerus africanus (Common warthog)
Lineage: Eukaryota; Metazoa; Chordata; Mammalia; Artiodactyla; Suidae
Product: fibrous sheath-interacting protein 1-like
Exons: 10
Coding region: 161-1381 (406 amino acids)
Source: RefSeq, a predicted model, not a curated record